AGCUUGUCGACAAUAUCAAGUUUUUAAUUCGGCAAUUAGCACCCAGUUAUCGCUUUAAGUAAUCUGCAUUUUGAUAAAACUUAUAAAACAGAGCCUCAAUCUUUAUGUCUAAUUGCAGUUGUAUACGGUAUUGGGUAGAGCUUUAACUUUUACGUCCAAACGAAUUUUAUUUAUCAACACGGUUGGAAGUGAGUGGGGGCUGUCAGCCUGUCUGUUUUUUGAAACCGGCCGAGACGUAAUUUCUAAUUUAUCUAAAAGGGAAAACAAUUAGUAUGAGCAUCGAUUUAAAAGGCCAACAACUUUGACGGACAAAACGGAAGAUCAUGGAAACGAUAUGGAUAUAUCAAGUCUACUUAUAAAAAAUAUCAAUAUUUACUAUCAAUUGAAUUACUAUGAAUAUCAAAAUUGUUUAUAAACGUGGUCCCGUUGUUGGCAUACGUCACCUGCAGGCCUUUCUGCUUUUUCUGGCCAUCGUGGUGAAUUACACAGCACGGCUCGGCGUUAGCGUGGGCGUAGUGGCCAUGACGGAUGCAGCGACCACCAAUGAAAAUUUUCCGGAGUUCGAUUGGUCAGGAGCGCAGCAGUCGUACGUCCUGUCUUGCUUUUAUUGGGGCUACAUCAUCACCCAAUUUCCCGCCGGUUUUUUGGUUCGGCGCUUUGGGGCUAAGGCGGUUCUGCUCAUCCCAACGCUGGGAACGGCCGUCCUAAGCGCUCUAACGCCUUUCUGCGUAGCCUGGGGCGGCUGGCAGGCCUUCUGCACCAUACGCAUCGUGGAGGGCCUCUUUCAAGGUCUAAUCUUUCCAUGCAUUCACGAGCACCUGGCCAAGUGGUCUCCGCCGGAGGAUCGCAACCGGCUGGGCGCCUUUGCUUACUCAGGGGCCGACUGCGGGUCAGUUCUGGCUAUGGCCAGCAGUGGUCUGAUAGCAAACAGCUCCAUGGGUUGGCCGGGAAUUUUCUACGUGUCGGCAGGCACCUGUGGGCUUUGGUGUCUCCUCUGGGUGACACUCAGUGCAAAUAACGCCCCUAGCCAUCGGCUGAUCGGGGCCCGGGAACAGGACCACAUAGAACGUUCAACGAAGCGGAGCGAUGGCUUCCACGGCCAGAAGAUUCCCAUCCCAUGGCGUGCCAUCUGGACUUCCGUUCCCUUCUAUGCACUAUUGAUCGUGCGGGGCGCUCAGGGCUGGGCCAAUUCCAUAAUGCAGCUGCAGACACCAUUCUACUUGCACGGCGUCCUGAAAAUGGACAUCAAAAGCAAUGCGCUUUACUCGGCCUUGCCCUUCCUGGCCAUGUGGGUUAUGUCCUAUAUAUACCUAGUCUUCGCUGACGUGGCCAUGUCUCGGCAUUGGAUGUCCUUAACCACGCUACGCAAGGCAAUUAACACCGUCUCGUUCUGGGGGCCGGCGGCAAUUCUUAUCGGAACUGGCUUUCUGGACAACAGUCAGACCAGUCUGGCUAUAGCUCUGAUGACGAUCAAUGCUGGCUUAAACGCCGGGUCUGGAAUAGGUAGCAUCCUGACCAUCAUCGACAUGUCGCCCAACCACUCAGGCAUGCUGAUGGCCAUUGUUAACGGCAUUGGAAAUAUAUUUCCGCUCCUUACGCCGCUAUUAGUAGGCGUUAUUGUUACCGAUCCUCCAGAAUCGAAAGUGCGUCGAGUCCAGUUUGAUUUGGAAGAAACCCCAUCGGUCUCUAAUUCAACUGAACGGCAAAUGGCAGAGUUGAAAGAAGAGUUUCGCCAAACCCGCAGGGAGAUCUCUGUUAUGUCGCAGAAGCUCGACAUUUUGCCGGACAAAGUGGCGGAAGUCAACGCGAUUUGGAAGGCAUCAUUCGCUCCAGACAAGGAGAUUACGGGCGCGGUACCGUUUCCGUUGAAAACGGAAGAGGAACUAGAUGAGUUUGAAAAUUCCUUGCCCCGGAGCUCAUCGGUUUUUACACAAAGAAAAUAUCCAAAAUAAUUGGUAGCGAACCGCUGUCAAAGAGGUUCAAGAUGGUCAUAGAUGGUCAAUGAUUAAAUUUACAAUUUAGUAGACCCGUAACUGAAAUACAUGACUGUGUCCGUAUAAGUAAUAAAAUGUUGUGGCUAAUUGAAAAAUGGGCAAAGGAAAAUGGAUUGGGUAUAAAUCCUAAAAAAUCGAAGUGCUUGGUAAUUGGUAAAAAGCUACUUUAAAGACUUUCACUCCAAAAAUUAUAUAUAAACCAUACGCCGAUAAGCUAUGAAGUGAAUGCAGUUAAUCUAGGGAUAACAUUUAACAAUACUUUAUCAUGGAGCAACCAUAUAGUCAAAGCGACAGGGCGUACAAUGCUCUGCUGAGAAAAUUUUCAUUCUCCAAAUCGUUCCUAACUGAGGAAGUUAGACUAUUAAUCGCCAAAGUUAUCCUCCUGCCCACUCUCUUUUACGGCAUAGAAAUUUUUGGAAGUUGUGAUGCGCGGGAUUCGCGUACAUUAACUGUAGCCUUUAAUUCAGUUGUCCCUUAUGUGUUUAACUUAAGACGUUUUGACCAUGUAUCAGAACUGACAUAUAAAA
Molecule: messenger RNA, 2521 nt
Organism: Drosophila suzukii
Lineage: Eukaryota; Metazoa; Arthropoda; Insecta; Diptera; Drosophilidae
Source: RefSeq, a predicted model, not a curated record